AUGGCCACUGCACCCGUAGACGAAAAACCCACUGUUAAGCGCGACUUUCUCGUCGAUUUGGAGAAAAAGUAUCAAGCCGAAUGGCGAGAUGCCAAAGUAUUCGAGGUCGACGCGCCCGGCUUGGACGAGAUUACCGACUCUUCCUCUUCAAAAGUCGACUUGGAAAACGAGUUUGCUGCCCAACGUGCGUUACGUGAAAAAGAGCCCAAAUGGCUCGGCACGUUUCCGUAUCCUUACAUGAAUGGAUCGUUGCACAUGGGACACGGAUUCACAAUCUCGAAAAUCGAGUUUAAUGCUGGCUUUCAGAGGUUGAUGGGGAAACGGGCAUUGUUCCCUUGUGGAUUCCAUUGUACGGGUAUGCCCAUCAAGGCCGCUUCAGACAAGAUUAUUCGUGAAAUCGACAUGUUUGGUGAAGAUUUCGCUGGAUAUCAACCUCCAGCAGAAGACGAGCCCGAGCCAGUAGCAGCACCAACUCCCGCAGGUGCAUCUGCAACGUCUGCCGCUGCAGCCUCGACAGUCGGCAAAGCGAAAAAGGGCAAGGUCGCAGCAAAGAACACUGGACUUGAGUACCAAUUCCAAAUCAUGGAAGCCGCCGACAUUCCCCGUGCAGAGAUUAAAAAAUUCGUCGACCCCGCGUACUGGCUCACCUAUUUCCCUCCCAUUGCCAAAUCCGAUUUGACCGCGAUGGGAGCAAGAAUCGACUGGAGACGGUCAUUCGUCACGACAGACGCCAACCCAUACUACGACUCAUUUGUCCGGUGGCAGAUUAACAAGCUCCAUGCGCUCGACAAGAUUCGAUUCGGCAUGCGGUAUACAAUCUAUUCGCCCAAGGAUGCUCAGCCUUGCAUGGAUCAUGAUCGAAGCGAGGGUGAAGGGGGUGGGCCGACUGAAUAUACCGGUAUCAAGAUGGAGGUAGUUCAGUGGAGCGAUGCAGCGAAACAAGCACUUGGAGGCGUGAUCAAUGGCAAGAAGGUCUUCCUCGUCGCAGCGACGCUGCGUCCCGAGACUAUGUACGGCCAGACUAACUGCUUCGUUGGAGCGACGCUCGACUAUGGCCUGUUCACCGCAAAGGACGACGAGAUUUACGUCUGCACCUAUCGUGCCGCAAGGAACAUGGCGUUCCAAGAAAUCAUUACUCCACGAGAUAAUCCUGUCAAGCUUGCCGAACUCAAAGGCUCGCAGAUUAUCGGCACAAAGAUCAAGGCGCCGUUUAGCGUGAACCCAGAAGUGUACGUUCUCCCCAUGGAAGGCGUCCUCCCGACCAAGGGUACCGGCGUGGUCACUUCUGUCCCGUCCGACUCGCCCGACGACUAUGCUACACUCAUGGAUCUGCGGAAAAAGGCCGAGUUUUACAAGAUUGAUCCCUCGUGGGCGGCAUUCGACCCGGUUCCCGUUCUCUCCACGCCAACUUAUGGCGAGAUGAGCGCACCUGCUCUCGUGAAACAGUUGAAGAUUCAAAGUCAAAAGGACACGAUCAAGCUUGCCGAAGCGAAAGAGCUGGCGUACAAGGAGGGCUUUUACAAGGGUACAAUGGUGAUUGGAGAGUUCAAGGGCAUGCCUGUCGAGGAAGCCAAGCCAAAGGUCCGCGACGCAAUGAUCGCAGCUGGACUGGCGUUUGCGUACGCCGAGCCCGACCGGUUCAUCAAGAGUCGGAGUGGAGAUGAAUGCGUCGUUGCACUGAUGGACCAAUGGUAUCUGGAUUAUGGAGAAGAUGUCUGGAAGGCGCAAGCAGAAAAGCUCUUGGGUCGUAUGAACACCUACUCUUCCGAGACGAGGCACGCUUUCGAGGCUGUACUCAACUGGCUGAACAAGUGGGCAUGCGCGCGAACGUAUGGUCUCGGAUCGAAGCUCCCAUGGGAUCCUCAUUUCCUUGUGGAGAGCUUGAGUGACUCGACAAUCUACAUGAGCUACUACACUGUGGCCAAUCUUCUGCACGCCGACAUUGAGGGUUCAAAGCCCGGUCCGCUUGGCAUCCAAGCAAUUCAAAUGACGGACGAAGUCUGGGAAUAUGUUCUCGGAUCUGGUCCAUUCCCAGCAUCGUCCGAUAUUCCAGCUGCAUCCCUCAAGAAGCUUCGUCAUUCUUUCACCUACUUCUACCCUAUGGACAUCCGAUCAUCCGGAAAGGACCUCAUUCCUAAUCACCUGACGUUUGCCGUCUACAACCACGCCGCGUUGUUCCCCGAAGAACACUGGCCACUUAGUAUGCGUGCUAAUGGCCAUUUGAUGCUCAACGGAAAGAAAAUGUCCAAGAGUACCGGCAAUUUCCUCACGCUUCGUCAAGCGAUUGACAAGUGGGGUGCCGAUGCGACGCGCUUGGCCCUUGCAGACGCCGGUGAUGGUAUCGAGGACGCCAACUUUGAUGAUACCACGGCCAACGCGUCGAUUUUGCGUCUCCAUACCCUCAUUGGAUGGUGCCAGGAAGCCGCCGACGGAUCGUCUGGUUUCCGCACCGGCGAGUUUACUUAUCAUGAUCGCGUCUUCCAAGAAGAGUUUAUCAAUCUCGCCAACGAGACGAAGAAGCACUAUGAGGCGACCAACUACAAGGACGCUCUCAAGUCUGCGCUUUACGAAACCCUCAUGGCGCGUGACUGGUACCGAGAAGUCACCUUUGAAGAGGGAAUGCAUCAAGAUCUCGUGCUUGCCUUUAACCGGACACUCGCUCUCCUCAUUUCUCCCAUUACCCCUCAUACUUCCGAACACAUCUGGAAAGCCAUACUCAAGCAACCUGGUUCAGUGCAAACCGCCCGUUGGCCCGAGCCACCCGCGAAUUGGCAACCAUCGCCGGACUUGAUCGCCGCGGGAGAAUAUAUGCGCGGCACGCUCAAGACGAUGCGUGAUGCCGAGCUAUCUUUGGCGAAGAAAAAGGCCAAGAAGGGUACCGUUGGUGCCUAUGAUCCCAGCUCUGCGCAGAAGAGCGUCAACAUUUUUGUUGCGAGCAAGUUCCCGCAGUGGCAGGAUGACAGUAUCGAGAUUAUGCAGCGCGCUUAUGAUGAAAAGACGGGAACUGUCGACGAUGCAAAGAUCAAGGAGGAGCUUGCGAGCAAGGGCUUAUUAAAGGACAAGCGCAUUAUGCCGUUUAUUCAGAUGCAAAAGAAACGCAUGGCCCAACUUGGUGCCGAGGCAACGUUCCGUCGCCAACUCUUGUUUGACGAAGCAGAAGUGCUUACACUGCUCACCCCGUACAUUACGAAGAACCUCAAGUUGAUUGACGUGACCGUCAUGCGCGUCGAGGAUGCAAAGGAAGCCAAAGUCGCGCCAGAUAUGAUCAUCGAUACCGCAGAGCCUGGUUCUCCUGCAUUCAACUUUUACAACCCAUAG
Messenger RNA from Serendipita indica DSM 11827, 3318 nucleotides. NCBI's taxonomy places the organism in Eukaryota, Fungi, Basidiomycota, Agaricomycetes, Sebacinales, Serendipitaceae. The record is from the annotation of a GenBank genome assembly.